Messenger RNA from Maylandia zebra (zebra mbuna), 3694 nucleotides. It is a transcript of the gene chic2, whose product is annotated as cysteine-rich hydrophobic domain 2. The record is from RefSeq and is a predicted model, not a curated record. NCBI's taxonomy places the organism in Eukaryota, Metazoa, Chordata, Actinopteri, Cichliformes, Cichlidae.
UGCGGCGGAUGUUGAUGUUUUGUUUCAGAGAUCUCAGAACGAUGUGAAACUGUAUCGUCUCCGGGACUGCUCGAUAUUUUUGUGGCCGUCUUCCCCGAUACUUUUUGUCCUAUUUCUCUUUAAGGUUUCGCUGUUUGUCGGCAUCGUGUCUCUCCCGGUGUCUGUCCCGGGAAGCGCGAGGCCGAGUCGUGCGAUGAUGGAGGACUUUGAUGAGAUCUACGAAGAGGAGGAGGAGGAAGAGGAGGACGAGGACAGGGCCGCGGAAGAACAGCUCCUUAAGUACGCUCCGGACCCGGUAGUGGUGCGAGGGUCCGGUCACGUAACUGUGUUUGGACUCAGUAACAAAUUCGAGUCAGAAUUUCCUUCAGCACUUACAGGAAAGGUGGCGCCAGAGGAAUUCAAAGCCAGUAUCAAUCGUGUGAACAGCUGCCUAAGAAAGACGCUCCCGGUGAAUGUGCGGUGGCUUCUGUGUGGUUGUCUUUGCUGCUGUUGCACACUGGGCUUCAGUUUGUGGCCCGUCAUCUGCCUCAGCAAAAGGACAAGAAGAUCUAUAGAGAAACUUUUGGAGUGGGAAAACAGCAGACUUUACCACAAGUUGUGUUUGCAUUGGAGACUAAGCAAAAGGAAGUGUGAAACCAACAACAUGAUGGAAUAUGUAAUCCUAAUAGAAUUCCUACCUAAGGUCCCGAUCUUCAGACCGGACUAGCCUGACUACAGCUGAUCUGAAACUUCUUCUGCUGCCUGCCGCUGUCACAGAAUCACGAUGGCUGUAAAGUUCCCAAAUUAUUACAGUUCCUUAAAUACUCCAGCAUUUAUGUUGACAUUUAUUCUCCCUGUUUUCUCUUGGAUCCAUUCCCUAUAACAUAUCUACAGCCUUGUUUACAAAUCCAGCAGCCCCAUACUUUUUUUUUUUUUUUUUUUGGGGGGGGGGUGACAUCACCAUUGAACCUUGGCCAGCUGGGCAAACCUAUAUCAGCCUAUGGGAUGUGAGGGGAGAACCAGCCGUGGACAAUUUUCUUGAUCUUUGGAACUAUACCUGGAGACUAGACUCUCAAAUUGAGUUCUGGGAGCCACGACUGGAAAUUUGUCAUUUUUAUGUUUCCUAACCGAAGCACAUGGCACAGACAGACCAUGAUUAAAAAAUAUAUCAAUCAAUAAAACACUUUCAUAUGUUACACCACCAACUUCACCUGCAAAAAGUACACGCCAGUGCAUUUGUAAUAGUUGGUUUGGUGCUUUCGAUUUGUUAAAGGCAGAGGAAGCAACGCAACACUGAACUUCAAAAGAGCCUUCAUCCAAAUCGACGCUGUAGCGGAACGUGGGGGUCCUGCGGGAACAUGUUGGGCCAGUGGCAAAAACAGCUGAACUCAAUGUCACUAUUCAAAUACCAGGCAUCCUCUGGCCUCUUUUCACGUCACUUCACUGUGCAUCAACCUAACCCAGUGACAAUCACACACUUUGACUGUACUGUAUGAAUGGGUCUUUAUGCUACACAGGCUACGUGGAGCAGUUUGUUUUAAACAUGUGUCCAGGUGGUGGGCUGACUCUUGAAGAGACGGCCACCGGUGUUAAAGAAAAGCUUUUUUUUUUUUUUUUUUUUUUUUUUUUUUUUUCCUUCUUUUUCUUCUUCUUCUUCUUUGUUUUUAUUAUUUGAAGGUUUGUUUUCUGUUUUGUUGAAAGAAAAGACGGACAAUGCUUGCAAAACUUUUAUGUGUGUCAAACAUAAGCAAAAAAAAUAACCGAAAUUGGACAAAUCAAACAGAGGAUACUCUUCUUUGGUAAUGAAAAAAAAAUACUUCAAUCUUUUAGUUUAAGUAAUUUAUAAAUGUGAGCGUGCAUUGAUGAAAUAAGCAUCUUUUGUGUAACUGCAAAGGAAUGCCUUGGUUGUUUUAUUUCUCUCUGGGGUCUUGUGUCGUGACUAAAGCACACAAUCGCUUUGUACAUAAGAGAGGCCAAGUAAAGGUGUUGAUUAUCUGCUGACCUUGGCUUACUCGUGUCUAGAGGAUGUGGAUGUGUACAAGGCAGAUAUUCUGUUUUAGAUGUAAACUUACUCGAGAUGAGCAUAAAGAAUAAGAGUUCACCUUGUGAGGUGUUAUGUGGUACAAGUGAUCUGUGUCAUGAAGCAGGAUUUGGGCGUUCAAUAUAGUAUGGGGAAACUCAAACAAUCAACAAGGAAAUGAAGCAGGUCUAAUAUGUGUAAAGAAGUUUUCAGCCCUACUCUGUUCUAUGAGGCGUUUUUGUCUUCCAGUUUGAACCAGUUGUUUUCAGAAAAAAAGCUCAGACUCUCCACAGUCUGCUAAUAUGUAAACAUGCCGCUCUUUCCAGCAGAAGUUAGUGAACACCGGUAACAGACCUCAAAGGGAAGUAACAAAAUGCACUCCGUAUAGUAGUAAAGUGUGUCUAAUUUGAUUGCAGUUUUUCCAAAGACUUCUAUAGAACCUGAACUCUUUUUUUGUUUGUUUUUUGGGGUUUUUUUUUAUCACAACUGAGUGCAAGUAUUGGCUCUUCCACAUUGGCUUCAUUUUUUUUUCAGGUCUUGGAGCCAUGUCCAUUUUUUAUAUCAUCUAUAGUUAUCAGCUAGCCUGACAAGCAAGGGGCAUUUAUAGGCCAUAUUUAGCAGAAAGAACUGCUAAAUAAUAGGCAGUUAUUAUUUUUCGCGUAAAUCCAUUAAAAGCAACCUAAAAAGGUUUGAGUGCCACAAACAUGGUUAAAAGGUCUUUUGGAGCCUGCCUCAGGUGGUCACAUGAGGAGCUGCAGCCGGUGGCAGUUCGAUGUUAGCAGGAUUUUUCAGCUCCAGAGAAGUCCACUUUGUUAUAAAAUGUUGAUUAUGAAGCCUUGUUUCUGAGUGAGUUAUUUAGCCUGUAAUCCUACUUCAUGAUGGUUACUUCAACAAAUGUUUCCAUGUCACAGAUCAAAACGUGAAGCACAUCACAAAUCUUGCAUAUGUUUGACAUUGACAAAGAGAGGAACAGAUGGAAAUCUGAAAGAAGGCCUUUUUGAGUAGAUUGUAUAAUUGUCUUUCCCUGCUCCACACACCUUUGUGAAAGCAUAAGAAGACUAUGAGGUUAUGUAUGUCAAGAAUUUGAGCUAAGCCACUUAGUUUUUGUUCACUGAGGUCUGGUGAUUGCAUGGAUCACACUCAGGGGAUUGUACUAGAUUUUGAAAAGCCCUAAAAUGUAGCAAAAUCUCACUGUUACACCAGGGUGUCGCAUAUAGUACACGCGUCACACGUUACUUUGAGUAAUUGCUAAACGAUGCAUUUAAAGAUUUGGAAAUAUCCCUGAGAAAAAAAAGAAUAACCUUUAUAACAUUUCUGUGGUCUUCCUAUUUAGAAAGUGAAGGAAGCACAUGCACCAACAAAAAACAGAUUUAGCCUUUUUAUGUUAAAAGACCCAAAUUCACUUGAUUACUGCUGGUUUGCCUGUCGGUUCAUCUGUCACUUUUCUAUACUUUGAACUGUUCUGUGUAAAGCGAGGCAUAGGGCCGUAUGCAUAUUUGUGGUGUGUGUGCAUGAUGUUUGCAGAAGCAAAUGUUCCGAUGUAGAUCUGACUGUGAUGAAAUCCUGCACAAAAAAUGAGUCCUUUUUAUAUAAUCUUGAGUGGUCGUAUGUGUGCGUGUGUGUCUGAGAGACAGAAAAUGUAUAUACAUGACUCAUGAGCAGAUGUAUGUAAAGGAAUAAACUUAAUUAAACAAA